This is a messenger RNA of Saprolegnia parasitica CBS 223.65, 712 nucleotides long. RefSeq lists its product as hypothetical. NCBI's taxonomy places the organism in Eukaryota, Oomycota, Saprolegniomycetes, Saprolegniales, Saprolegniaceae. The transcript is spliced from 3 exons. The coding region runs from base 1 to 672 and encodes 223 amino acids. The record is from RefSeq and is a predicted model, not a curated record.
AUGUCGACCGAAGCGAGUAGUCCCCCGCCAGCCUUGACCAUCGCGACGCCCGCGCCGGCGCCGAUGGCCGUGGCGGUGGCCGUGCCUCCGUCGCCAGCGUCGUCGUCGACGGCGUCGUCGCCCGUGGCUGGCGAAGGCGCGGCGCUGCUGCCGGGCAAGAAGGUCAAGAUUUCGGCGAAAGAAAAGUUCAAGCGCCUCGAGAUCCGCCGCGUGAACGGCUACCUCCGCAUCGUCAACAUCGUGCUCGGGUCGCUCAUGCUCUGGUACAGUGGCAACCUCCUGUACACGACCACGACGUACAAGGGCGUGCUUGACUCGCUCUUCCUCAUCGCGCAGGCCGCGCUCCUCGUGCUCUUUGAGCUCCGCGACAACUUUCCCAACGUCGCCCAGGGCAUGCAUGACUUCCUCGGCUUUAUGUUUACGGCCUAUGGGCGUGCAACGCUCUUCCUCGUGAUGGGCACGUGGGCGCCAACGCAGGGCUCGACGGGCUUGGUCUUGGGCAUUGCGUUCUGCCUCCUCGGCCUCGUCAACUUCACAUUCAUCCUCGCGCACCCGAGCUACAAGCAAGCGAUGGCCGAUGCCUCGGGCUCGCAAGUCACCGCCGUUGUCGUCAUCGCCGAAGCGCCCAAGCCCGCGUACGGUGCCACGGACGCCCCCGAGAAGGCCGUCUAAGCGGCGCCAUCAUCUUUAUAAGGUUGUCCUAAUGCACGCG